Messenger RNA from Chaetura pelagica (chimney swift), 2775 nucleotides. It is a transcript of the gene MAML2, whose product is annotated as mastermind-like 2 (Drosophila). Gene Ontology annotation, biological process: positive regulation of transcription of Notch receptor target. The transcript is spliced from 5 exons. Bases 1 to 2775 code for a protein of 924 amino acids. Gene Ontology annotation, cellular component: nucleoplasm. Lineage: Eukaryota; Metazoa; Chordata; Aves; Apodiformes; Apodidae. The record is from RefSeq and is a predicted model, not a curated record. Gene Ontology annotation, molecular function: transcription coactivator activity.
AUGGCGGAUGAGUGUAGACUGGGGGACAAGGCUCUCCAAGGCUCGUUGAAGAGAAAGCUGGUGGUAAAUCUGUCACCUGUCAAUAACAAGAGGCCAAAUGGUGUUUCAGAGAGUUCUUUCCUUGACAUCAAGAGGAUAAGAGUGGGUGAUAAUAUCUCAGUGGGACAAGGUGGACAACAUGUUAACAAUUGCCAAACCCCGUCCAUGUCAGGAACUAUGUCUGUGGGGCAAGGAUCACAAAGAAAGGCCAGUAACCUAGCAAACAAUGCACAUGGUAGUGGGAAUGGCAUGUUUAAUAUGACUUUGAAAGAGGUAAAGAAAGAGCCAGGAGAAACAAUGUCCUGCAGCAAACACUUAGAUGGCCAGACAUCCCAUGAGAACAUGUUCCCUAGCAGAUAUGGGGAAGACUCAUGGGAACAAAUGAUGGAUCUGGAGCUUCAGGAACUGUUUAAUGAACUGACUAACAUAUCAGUGCCACCAAUGAGUGAUCUUGAGCUAGAGAAUAUGAUAAAUGCUACGAUAAAACAAGAUGAGCCAUUCAACAUUGACCUAGGGCAGCAGAACCAGAGGGGCCCUGUGAGAUCUCUGCAGAUGGAUAAGAUGGUGAUAAAGAGUGAAUAUGCGCCAGGCAUGAAUCAGGCUCCUGUGGGCUCCCCACAGAUGAGGCCUUCUUCUACAGGUCCAGCCUUCACUAUGGCCACUUCUGCCAUGUCCACCGCGUCACCCAUCCCUUCAGUGCCUCAGAGUCAAACGCAGGUAUCACAGGUUUCUUCUGCAUCCAGUCGGCCAUUGCCUAACUGGCAGGAGGUGUCUCAUGCACAGCAGCUCAAGCAGAUCGCAGCCAACCGUCAGCAGCACGCCUUGAUUCAGCAGCAGCAGAACCAGACGGCCAACUGGUCCACCUUGUCUCCGUCAGGACCUUCCCCUGGACCGUUCGUGCAAGAGAAAAUCCCCAGUCCUUCUUUUCGCCAGCAGCAGUUCAGCCCACAAAACUCAGCAAUCCUUGGGGUACCAGUGAAUGGAAACCAGACAAAAGGGAUGAACAACUAUGUGUAUAAACAAACCACUCCCCAGAGCAAUCCCAUGGACAUAAUGAUGCAACAGAAGCCUCAGGAUCUCAACAGAAACUUCAUCAACAGUGCUCAGCCACCACUAGAGCAGCAUCAUGGCAACACAAAGCCUUUGUUUCACUUUAACUCAGAGCAAACAAACCAGCAGAUGCCUUCAGUUUUGAGUUCCCAAAACAAGCCUGCCCUUCUGCACUACACACAGCAGGCACAGGGUUCAGCCCCCAUGCAACAACCACAGCAACAGCCGCAACAGCCCCAGCCACAACCUGCUCAGCCUCUCCCAAACCAAUCUCUUCAAAGGCCACCUAACGUACCCCUAGCAGUGCAGCAAAAAAUGAUGCUUCAGAAAAUGCAGCAAAGCCAGCAAAUCUCAGGUCUGCAGUAUCCAGUCUCUCAGCAGCAUAGACAGGAUCAACACUCUGUGGUAGGCCAGGGAGCUGGCCCCACUCCAAGUUCCAGUUCUUGCUCAAAUCCAAACACUGGAAGUGGUUACAUGAACUCAUCCCAGCAAUCAAUGUUGAAUCAGCAACUGAUGGAAAAGAAACAGGCUCUGCAACGGCAAAUGAUGGAGCAAAAACAACUCCUUCUACAGCAGCAGAUGUUGGCAGAAGCUGAGAAAAUCACUCCACAAGAUCAGCUGAACAGACACUUGACACGACCACCGCCAGAUUACAAAGACCAAAGAAGGAACGUGGUCAACAUGCAACAAGCAAACCAAUAUCCUGGUAGUUCACCAGCUGUGAGUAUGAGCUCCAGCAUGUCCUUAUCCAACCCAAUUUCAACUCAUAGCAUCAUGCCCCAGAGCUCCAGCCUCUUGUCCACCCCUGCUGGGACCCGAAUGCCUUCUGUUCCUGCCACUCGGAGUAUGGGCUGUUAUGGGAACCUUCCUUGCAACCAACCAAGCACGUACAAUGUGACUUCAGGAAUCAACCAAAUGCAGCCACACAGAAACCAAAAUCAAAUCCUGCCCAGUCAGAAUAACCCCAUGAUGUCUCGACAGCAAAGCAUGACACAGGGAAACAAUGUAGCGGCUUUUGGGACAGGGUCUGUGGUCAACUCACAGCAAGUAAGGCCCAGCUUGAACCACGGAGCCACAGGAAUCCCUGCACAAAGGCCGCCCAACGUGAUGAUCACGGCCACGGCCACUGCCCAGAACUGGGCCCCGCAAGAAGCUGCAGUGAAGCAGCAGGAUGCACUGAAACCUGCCGGGGUCCGUGUCCCCACAGGCACCCCGUACCCAAACCAGUCUUUGCAACGCAACGUAGGCAACCAGCAUUUUCCUCAGCGUGCAUUGGCACCUCCUAACCAGUUAACAGCUGGAGCCCAGAUGAGGCCUCCUCCGAACCAAAUGCACCAGACUCUAAAUGGACAAUCUGCUGGCUCACUACGAGGUCUCAGCAUAAGACCUAACCAGCUGAGAGGACAGACUGUGCCUACCUUGAAUCAACCAGGAACAAGUAUGACACCUCCAUCAUCUCUGCCAUCAACCAGUUUCACAUCAACCAACCAAAACUCUCGGGCUUACCCAGGAAGUGACCACAGCAGUGACCUAGCGUUUGACUUCCUGAACCAGCAAGGUGACAGUAUAGGACCUGUGCUCAACAGUGACUCAGACUUUAUAGAUUCUUUACUGAAAACAGAGCCUGGUAACGAUGACUGGAUGAAAGACAUCAACCUUGAUGAAAUUUUGGGGAGCCACUCUUAA